This is a messenger RNA of Ichthyophthirius multifiliis, 1120 nucleotides long. RefSeq lists its product as hypothetical. NCBI's taxonomy places the organism in Eukaryota, Ciliophora, Oligohymenophorea, Hymenostomatida. The record is from RefSeq and is a predicted model, not a curated record. The transcript has 2 exons.
AUAAUUAUAUUUAACAAAAAAAAUACAUGGUUAGAUUAGAAAAACUAGCUUGGGAACAAUUAGCAAACAUAAAAGCCUUAGGAAGAGAUAGAAAAAUCGGAUCUCCAUCCAAAUGGUACAACGUAAAUCGUACCGACUGGUUAUUAACAGCUGGAAACAUAAUUAUUAACUAAGGUAUAACAUCAAGAAUAAUAAGUUUUCUCCUUCCCAUAAUUUCCAGAUUUACAUAUAGAUAUAGUUUAGAUAUUCAUCAUUAAAGAGGUAUGACACUUGAAGACACAUACCUAUUUACUGACAGAGAAUUAAGAAGAGAUUAUCUCUUUGAAACAUUAGCAAGAUAGAAUUUACAUCCAUACACUUACUUAUUCAUGAGAAAAAGAAGAGCAAGAUAUUUUAAAGUAGAAAGAGGUGUCCGUGGAUUUUUCGUCCCUGAUUGGGUUCGUAAAGAGGCUGAAGAUAGAGAAUUCGACAAAACUGCCGAGAAUAUAUUUACAUGGACCAAUUUCGUGUAUAAUAAUUAUAUGAGUGACAUGACUCCUGCAGGUAGAUGGAGUCAUCUUUAAAAGAUUAACCCUUUGGACUUAUUUACUUGUCACGGAUUAUUCAGGGUAGAUGCUUGGGAUAGAUAUUUCUUCAAUGAAGUAUAUUAUAGUGGAUAUACUUAAUAAGAAAUUUAAGAGGCUAAAAAUCCACUUUCUAGAUUCGAUUUCACUACUGCCGAAGGAAGAUAGGAAUUCGAAGAAUUCGUUAAUAGAUUUGGGGAAUUAUUCCCUUUUACAAUUACUAAGCCUGGGUAAAAAUUCGAUUUUAAUACUUUUUAUGCUAGAGAGGCAUUAAUUAAUCAAAGAGAUGUUUCAGGAUUUGAUUAAAGUCUUAUUGAUAAUCUUAAAAAUGAAUUAUCAUAAUUACCUUAAUAGGAAGUUGAUAGUGGAAAAAAUAAAACAUAAAAACUCAAAAGUAGAUUACCAGAUUGGGUUUUACCUAAAGCUGGAUAAGCUCUUUAAUGAAAAUAAAAUUUUUUGGUAUUUUUUUAUUUUACAUUAAUAUUUUAUUAAAUACUUAAAUAUUAUUUUAUUUUUUAUUAGAAAAUAUGUUUAUUUUUUUAAAUUUUUUUUUUUAA